Molecule: messenger RNA, 1323 nt
Organism: Kazachstania africana CBS 2517
Lineage: Eukaryota; Fungi; Ascomycota; Saccharomycetes; Saccharomycetales; Saccharomycetaceae
Gene: CAB3
Product: phosphopantothenoylcysteine decarboxylase complex subunit CAB3
Exons: 1
Coding region: 1-1323 (440 amino acids)
Biological process (GO): coenzyme A biosynthetic process
Cellular component (GO): phosphopantothenoylcysteine decarboxylase complex
Molecular function (GO): FMN binding; phosphopantothenoylcysteine decarboxylase activity
Source: RefSeq, a predicted model, not a curated record
AUGCCAGAAGCAAAAAGUGCACAGAAUAGUAUUCUCAACAAUACCACCGCAUCAAAUGCGAAAGAACCCUUUGUAAUAUCAAAUGAAGUGAAGGAAAGAAACAAACUAAGGAAUAUCAUUACUACGCAGACGGAUUCCAAUACCAGUUCUACACAGUUGUCACCACCAUCAGCGAUGACCCCAUCUGUUUCAUUUUGUAUAAAUAAGAAUGAAGCAAUUUCUCAUCACAGACAUUCAAUCUCCACAGUACCAAAAAAGUCAAAAGAAUCUAGUCCUCCGGUCUCUCCAGAGACAGAACUGGAAGAGAAGAAUUGUACCGUUCAUAUGCCAGGUGAUUUCGUUUAUUUGAAUAAAAAGAAGGAAGCGUCUCCACAGUUAAAUGAAGAUUCGACUAAUAAAGUCAUUUUCAAGAAAAAAAAUAUUAUAGCAGAACCUAUGAUCCCAUUCACGGAAUUUUUCGAACAACAGGAUGAUAAGAAAUUUCAUAUUCUAUUGGGUGCAACUGGAUCUGUAGCUACUAUAAAGAUACCAUUAAUAAUUGAUAAAUUGUUCAAAAUAUAUUCUCCAGAAAAGAUAUCCAUACAGCUGAUAGUCACAAAACCUGCCGAACAUUUCCUAAAUGGAUUAAAGAUAUCGUCAAAAGUAAAAAUUUGGAGAGAGGAAGAUUCAAUAUCAGAUUGUAAUGGCGAAUUAAUGUUAUUCCAUGAAUUGAAAAGAUGGGCAGAUAUCUUUUUAAUUGCACCUUUAUCUGCAAACACAUUGGCCAAAUUGGCUAAUGGUAUCUGUAACAAUUUAUUAACAUCUGUAAUCAGAGACUGGAAUGACUAUUCGCCAAUUUUAGUGGCUCCUGCAAUGAAUACAUUCAUGUACAUCAAUCCAAUGACAAGGAAACAUUUGAAUAUUCUUAAAGAAAAUUUCCCAUUCAUAGAAAUUUUAAAACCAGUAGAGAAAGUACUUAUCUGUGGUGAUAUUGGUAUGGGUGGCAUGAGGGAAUGGAGUGAUAUCGUAGAAAUACUGAGAUACAAGAUCAAAGAAAUACAUAAACUACGCAAUGAAAUGACUACAGACAAUGAAGAUAAAGAAGAUGCAAAGGAGAAGAAAAUGCUAGAAAACGAGGAAGAAGACGAUGACGGAGAUGAAGAUGACGAUGAAGAUGACGAUGAAGAUGACGAUGAAGAUGAUGAAGACGAAGAUGAUGAAGAAGAAGAAGAUGAUGAUGAUGACGAUGAAAAAGAUGAUGGGGACGAAACUGACCCUUCAUCUAAUAGCAUAUCUGACUCGGACGAUAAUGAAGACGAAGACAUCGAACAGAAACCACAUUAA